Tetranychus urticae (two-spotted spider mite) is the source of this 1978-nucleotide messenger RNA. RefSeq names its product retinoblastoma binding protein 5 (gene Rbbp5). Gene Ontology annotation, molecular function: protein binding. Gene Ontology annotation, cellular component: Set1C/COMPASS complex. The record is from RefSeq and is a predicted model, not a curated record. Lineage: Eukaryota; Metazoa; Arthropoda; Arachnida; Trombidiformes; Tetranychidae.
CAUUGAUUAACAAUGGAAAAGUAAAAUAAAAUCGUAUAUAUGAAUUUCAAAGAUGGCGCUCUGUGACAACAAAUGUUAUUCAGGAAUGGUUUUUUUUCUAUGAUGUGUUGAUUUUUAUUCACCCAAAGUGUUUAAAGAUCAAUAGAUCAGCUGUUAACAAUGAACUUUGAGCUCCUCCACCAAUUUGGACAAAGCUAUCCGGAGGAGUUUGAUGGCCAACUUGACAGUGGAUCAAUCGCAACAACCUGUGGUUUCAAUCGCCGAGGUACUCUUCUUGCUGUUGGUUGUAAUGAUGGCAGAAUCGUAAUCUGGGAUUUUCUUACUCGUGGUAUUUGUAAAAUAAUCACUGCUCACGUCCACCCAGUCUCAAGUUUAUCCUGGUCUCGAAGUGGAAGAUAUCUAGUCUCAUCUUCCAAUGACAAUAAUGUUAGUAUAUGGGAUGUUGCAACUGGAGAAAAUGUUUAUCGGUGGAGAUUUUCUUGUCCAAUUUUGAAAGUUCAAUUCAAUCCACGAAACGAUCGUAUGAUCCUCGCAUGUCCCAACCGUCAUCAAGCUGUUCUAUUGUUCCGUCCUGUAGAUACAAAUCCUCCCGAAAAAACUCAUGUAAUCCUUCCUAUGGAUGAAGAUUCUGAUCUCAAUAUCAUUGCAUCUUUUGACCGCCGUGGUCAAUACAUUUACUGUGGUAACGCAAAAGGCAAAAUGUUCGUAAUAAAAGUGGAAGAUGGGGGAAACAAAUUGGAUAUUGUGGCAUCUUUUCGAGUUGCAAGUUCAAAUAUUGUUGUUAAGCAGAUCGAGUUCGCGCCUAAGCGAAAGGACACUUUUUUAGUUAAUGCCUCUGAUAGAGUAAUACGUGUUUAUGAAACACAUGAAGUACUCAAUUGUGGUCUUAACGGAGAACCUGAGCCUAUCCAGAGGAUACAGGAUCAAGUUAAUAAGACAACUUGGAAGAAAUGUUGCUUCUCAGGUGGAGUAGAUGCGGAUUACAUAUGUGCUGGAUCAGCUAGACAACAUACAUUAUGUAUUUAUGACCGAGCAAGCGGAGGAGGAUUGGUGAAAAUUUUGCAAGGUACCAAGGGUGAGACUUUAAUUGAUGUGGUGUGGCAUCCACUUAGAUCAAUCAUAGCCAGUAUAUCAAGCGGAGUUGUUUCGGUAUGGGCACAAGCACAAAUAGAAAACUGGUCAGCUUUUGCCCCUGACUUCAAAGAGUUGGAUGAAAAUGUUGAAUAUGAAGAAAGAGAAUCUGAGUUUGAUGUUCAAGAUGAUGAUCGUUCUCCUGCUCGCAAUAUACAAGACAACGAUGACGAAGAUGAAGAAGUGGACGUGCUUGGAGUUCAGCCAUCAACACAUCUUCUCAGCAGUGAUGAGGAUGAAUCUGCAGAACAGGAUGGACUUUAUUUUCUCCCUAUUUCUCUUGAAUUUGAUGAAGUUGAAAAUGUAGAUUCAGCAUUCAAUCAUUUCGGAAAAGAUGCUUCAGAGUCGCCCAUACCAACUAAAUCACCACGUAAAGCAAAAGUUGUUGAUAUUGAUUUAAAAGACAAUUCUAAAGACGGUGGCUCCAAGCCUGGAAAUAGAUCCAUUGGUGGCGAAGGAAGACUCAAGAAUAGAAACUCUCGGCUCUCGAGUAAACGUAAUAUUUCUUCAGUUGCUGAAGGGGGAUGCAGUAAUCAAAGUAAUGUUAAGAAGCGGAAAAAGUUGAAUCAUUAUGACCCAAACUAUGAAGACGACUGAGGCUUUAUUUUGUUUUCUUUGUCACUUUUCCUCUCCUUCCAUCCUCUUCAUAUUCCCUCUUUCUACUUUACAAUUUGCAUCUUUAAAUCUCUGUCGCUCUUUAGUUUAAUCAUAAAGAUAGAGACACAAAUACAAAAACAUCACUAUUGUACAUCAAAGAGAGACUCACUGAUACAUUAUAACAUUGCCAAUAUAUACAUAUAUUUAUAAAUAAAUAAUUUUUUCAAAUAAAACAAAGAAAAAUUGUUUU